ACUGUUAGUCGCUCUCAGUUUCCGCAUGCAUCCAUACACACAAAUGUGCGGGUUUGAACAGUAGCAGCCUAGGAGUAAUAUCACUACGCAUUGGAUUAACCCCACGUCACUAUUUUGACCAACUUGUUGCGCAGCAGCUAUUUCUAACCUCCUCUCUCCUAGGAUUCAUUUUCUGCUAAGCGAGACAGAUGGAAGAAGCGGUUGCUUUCAAACUUCACGUUUUAUAAUGCGUAUCCUACAAGAAGAGGACGCUUUUGAAGGACUUUUUAAGUGAAGUCCUGCAGCCUUCAGUGAAUGUUUGGGUCUCUUUAAUAUGAUCUCAGAGACAGGGGAUGCGAGUCAUGAGCCGCGGACUAGACUGGAGCCCCAGCCUCUUCUACCUGACUUUACUCCUGUGGACCAGACGCAUGACUGGACUGGCUGACUUCUCAAAUUACCUGUCCAGGAUCAUCACCAGCCACUCUGCCCAGGCAUGUGACGGACAGCCUCUGCGACUGCACUGUCCUCGUCACUCCACCAUCUCCAUCCAGUCUGCGUUCUACGGAAGUGGGGAAGCCAAGUUGUGUAGACCAGACCCGGACCCUCUGCUCAGAGGCCACAACCACAGCUGUUCUGCUUUGACUACUCUACAGAAGAUCCUGUCUGAGUGUCAGAGCCACAGAGAUUGCCAGCUGCCUGUCAACCACCUGCUUUUCGGCAAGGACCCCUGUCCUGGCACUACCAAAUACCUCCAUGUGGACUACAAGUGUAAACCAACUGAACACAAAAAACACGUGAUGUGUGAGGGGGAGACCAUGACCCUGCGCUGUAGGCCCCCAAAGGUUCUGAUCAUCUAUGCAGCUGUCUAUGGGAGAAGUCUGGGCCAGACUUACACCUGCCCUUCACACCUGACAAGACCACCCCAAUUUGAGUGUCUGAACCACGAGGCUGUGCACUUGGUGUCAAAGUCCUGCUACAGCAAACACAAGUGUUCUGUUGUUGUCGGCAACCAGACCUUUAGGGACCCCUGCUUUCCCGGAACCAGGAAGUACCUCAGUGUGGUCUAUUCCUGUGUAGUACCACAGACUUUAUUAAGAGAGGCAGACUCUUACGUAUUCAGCUCUACCUCAUCUCCUACUGUGGAAACAGAACAAGCUCCUCCCGCAGAUCUGAAGAAGCCUUUUCCAAAAGAGUCAAGAAGGCCAGACAACUCAGGAGAUAUUAUGAGCAACUCUCUCCUGACCUACACUUAUAUUAAAGAGCAUCCAGAAAUGGCAGCGCUGCUCUUCACCUCCAGUGUGUGUGUCGGUCUUAUUCUCACUCUGCUGGCUGUAUCAGUCCGAGUGACAUGCAGAGUGAGCCACCCCAGAGAUCACAGAAUAAAACCCAAGUCUGCUAGCCAGGUUGUCAAUAGCAAGGAGCACGACGAUGAUGAGGAUGAAGAAGAAGAUGAUGACGAAGAGGGAACAGAAAGCUCUUUAAUCUCAGCUGCAGACAGAAAGGCGAUAUACGACUGGGAGGAAGUGACUUAUGUGAGCGAGGCAGCCGAGCGAGCGGAGAGGAUCGAGCGCAGGGAGAUGAUCAUACAGGAGAUAAGGAUGAACGCCUAUCUGAACGGCAGCUCAUGUUAACCUAACAGUGAAACCAAUGGAUGCUGUUCAGCACCUUCAGGAUUCAGCAGCUCCCAGCCUUUCAUUAUGAACAAAACAAGACAUUUUCCUUCGUCAUUAUAUAGCAGUUUGUUUUAUUUUUGCAGGAGCACUCAUUUGUGGAAAAUGUAAUGUUUGGGUGAAAUGCGAUACAAGCCAUUUAAAAAAGAUCAACAGGAAAUAAUGCUGUAAAAUGGGUGGUCGCAUAUAAUAUGUAGUUGUUUAAAAACAUUUGAUCAAUUCAGAGACACUGCUGAAGCAACAAAAGAAUGUGUCAGGGAGUGGGAUUGUUCAUUCGAACCUCUAGUGUAUACACUUUAAGGACACAGUUGUACUCACCUCAUAACUUACUUCAAUUUUGAAGGAAGCCUUUUCAUCACAGACAAAUCAAUUAAAAAUCAAUAAUUGUCAAA
Eleginops maclovinus (Patagonian blennie) is the source of this 2041-nucleotide messenger RNA. RefSeq names its product eva-1 homolog C (C. elegans) (gene eva1c). Bases 333 to 1610 code for a protein of 425 amino acids. Lineage: Eukaryota; Metazoa; Chordata; Actinopteri; Perciformes; Eleginopidae. The record is from RefSeq and is a predicted model, not a curated record. The transcript has 8 exons. Gene Ontology annotation, molecular function: carbohydrate binding; heparin binding. Gene Ontology annotation, cellular component: extracellular region.